Messenger RNA from Aspergillus pseudonomiae, 390 nucleotides. RefSeq lists its product as uncharacterized. Lineage: Eukaryota; Fungi; Ascomycota; Eurotiomycetes; Eurotiales; Aspergillaceae. The record is from RefSeq and is a predicted model, not a curated record. The transcript has a single exon. The annotation marks the transcript as partial.
UAUGGCGCCGCCGGUCUUGUUGAGCAGAUCCUGUCCCACUGCCCCGAAGCGCGCUUCGCGCUCGACGACGGCAGUGACCUGGGUGCCGUUGAUCACGACCAGGGCUGUCUCACCUGUGGCUAUUACCGCAAGCGAGUCACCUUCCGCGUGUCGAGCAUUCACCAGACCCUGCAGUUAGGCAUUCGUGGGGUCAGCAGGUACAGGGCCAUCGGUGGCUUCCCCACUUCCAUCCACGAUCUCCUCCAUGAACAGCAAGCCGACUGCCCGUUUGGGCGAGCUGACCAUCGCAGUGAUUUUUGGCCGCCGGUGCGCCGGUGCUACUGUCCCGCGCGGAAGCGGUCUCACACAUCGACGCAAACUGAGCGCGCGGCCAAGAGGCGACGGCUGUAG